GUUGUCACUCAACACCAAACCAUCACCAGAAAAAAGAAAAACCAGACCAACCAUACUACACCAGACACUCCUCCUAACCUUCAAAACCCCUCUUCCUCUUCAUCAAGCCGUUAUAAAAACUUCUCUUGGUUCGGACUUUUGCAUUUCACCUGCAUAUCUGUUCUAACAUGGCUCCCGGGACUGGUGUCUUUGCAGAGAUUUUGGAUGGAGAUGUGUACAAGUACUAUGCCGAUGGGGAGUGGAAGAAAGCUUCUUCUGGGAAAAGUGUUGCCAUCAUCAACCCCACUACAAGAAAGACUCAAUACAAAGUUCAAGCUUGUUCACAAGAGGAGGUUAACAAGGUGAUGGACUUGGCAAAAUCUGCACAAAAAUUAUGGGCAAAGACCCCACUGUGGAAGCGGGCUGAACUUCUUCACAAGGCAGCUGCUAUCCUUAAAGAGCACAAGGCUCCAAUUGCAGAGUGUCUGGUGAAAGAAAUAGCAAAGCCAGCCAAAGAUGCUGUUACAGAGGUUGUAAGAUCUGGUGAUCUGAUUUCUUACUGUGCUGAAGAAGGGGUAAGGAUUCUGGGAGAGGGAAAGUUCUUGGUGUCUGAUAGCUUUCCUGGAAAUGAAAGGACCAAAUAUUGCCUCACAUCCAAGAUUCCACUUGGAGUGAUUUUAGCUAUUCCUCCUUUUAACUACCCUGUCAAUCUUGCUGUCUCCAAAAUUGCCCCUGCACUGAUUGCUGGAAACUCCAUUGUGCUCAAGCCUCCAACUCAGGGAGCCGUUUCUGGUCUGCACAUGAUUCACUGCUUUCACUUGGCUGGUUUUCCCAAGGGCCUAAUCAACUGUGUCACUGGCAAAGGUUCAGAAAUUGGUGACUUCCUAACAAUGCAUCCAGGAGUGAACUGUAUAAGCUUCACUGGUGGAGAUACUGGCAUUGGAAUUUCAAAGAAAGCAGGAAUGAUUCCUCUGCAAAUGGAGUUGGGAGGAAAAGAUGCCUGCAUUGUUCUUGAGGAUGCUGACCUGGAUUUGGUUGCAAUAAACAUCAUAAAGGGAGGCUUUUCAUACAGUGGGCAGAGGUGCACUGCUGUUAAGGUUGUCCUGGUAAUGGAGUCUGUAGCUGAUGCUUUGGUUGAGAAAGUGAAGGCUAAUGUGGCAAAACUAACUGUGGGAGCCCCAGAGGAUGACAGUGAUAUCACUCCAGUUGUGUCAGAAUCAUCAGCCAACUACAUUGAAGGCCUGGUCUUGGAUGCUAAGGAGAAAGGAGCAACAUUCUGCCAGGAGUACAAAAGAGAAGGCAAUCUCAUUUGGCCUUUGCUAUUGGAUCAUGUGAGGCCAGACAUGAGAAUUGCAUGGGAAGAGCCAUUUGGCCCAGUUUUGCCAGUAAUUAGGAUCAAUUCAGUUGAAGAAGGAAUCCAUCAUUGUAAUGCUAGCAACUUUGGACUUCAGGGAUGUGUCUUCACAAAGGAUGUAAACAAAGCAAUACUGAUCAGUGAUGCAAUGGAAACAGGAACAGUUCAGAUAAAUUCUGCCCCAGCUCGUGGACCAGACCAUUUCCCCUUCCAGGGUAUAAAGGACAGUGGCAUUGGAUCUCAAGGGAUUACCAACAGCAUAAACAUGAUGACCAAGGUUAAAACCACUGUGAUCAACUUACCCAGCCCUUCCUACACCAUGGGCUAGUCCUGUAAUAGUUAUUCAUUUGAGUGGCAGAAAAACAAUUUAUAGUGAGUUCGUAAGUCAUGGUGAACGUACAAAGUGUGUGAAUUUAGCAUCUGCUUCUGUUCUGCAGCUGUGAAUCAGAGAUGAAUAAUGAGUUUGAUUGAUGGGGUCACAUACCUCUACUUCAUGUGACUCUUCUCAUACUCAUCUUUAGCAUCAUACCAAUCUCAGUUAUUGUCUUCUACCUUGUCAUCAUUUUGUAAGCAAUUCCUGUUAAGUUUAAUGUUAAAUCAGUGAAUUCAGGAGAAAAAA
Messenger RNA from Vigna unguiculata (cowpea), 1952 nucleotides. RefSeq names its product aldehyde dehydrogenase 11A3 (gene ALDH11A3). Gene Ontology annotation, molecular function: lactaldehyde dehydrogenase (NAD+) activity. The record is from RefSeq and is a predicted model, not a curated record. Lineage: Eukaryota; Viridiplantae; Streptophyta; Magnoliopsida; Fabales; Fabaceae.